AUGCCACCCAAAGGCAAGGGCGAGCAGCCCAAGGUGAAGAAGAUUGCCGUGGACAAGACCUUCGGUAUGAAGAAUAAAAAGGGUGGUGCCGCGCAGAAGCAAAUCGCUCAAAUCAAAGCUACGGCUGCGUCUGGUGGCUCACCUGAAGAGAAGCGAAAGGCAGCAGAGAAGGCACAGCGUGAGAAGGAGAAGCUGGCGGCUGAGCAAGCCCGCAAAGAAGUCGCAGACCUCUUCAAACCCGUUCAGAUCCAGAAAGUGCCAUUCGGCGUCGAUCCCAAGACUGUACUCUGUCAAUUUUUCAAGAAGGGGAACUGCGAGAAGGGCAAGAAGUGCAAGUUUAGCCAUGACCCGGCCGUCGAACGCAAGACAGAAAAGAGGAGUUUAUAUACCGACAGCAGAGACCAAGAAAAAGAGGCAGAGGAAGAGAAGAAGAAAAAGGACAACAUGGACGACUGGGACGAGGAAAAGCUGCGGCAGGUCGUGCUCAGCAAGCACGGCAACCCAAAGACGACCACGGACAAAGUAUGCAAAUAUUUCAUCCAAGCCAUCGAGGACCAGAAAUAUGGCUGGUUCUGGGUCUGUCCGAAUGGCGGAGAUAAAUGCAUGUACAAGCAUUCCUUGCCACCUGGGUUAGUUACCGUUCCUGUUGUCCACAUAUGGAUUGCGCGGUUGCAUUACGUGCUGAUUGCCGGACACAGAUAUGUCAUCAAAACAAAGGAGCAGCGUGCUGCCGAGAAGGCCCUCAUGGCCAAUUCGCCUCUAGCCACACUCACACUCGAAGACUUCCUCGAGUCUGAACGACAUAAACUGACCGGUACCCUUACGCCUGUCACAGAAGAAACAUUUGCCAAGUGGAAGAAGGAGCGCCUCGACAAGAAGCAAGCCGAAGAAGAGGCCAAGAAGAUGAAGGAGGCAACUGGUCGUGCCAUGUUCGAGAAGGGUGACUGGCAACAAGACAGUGACGCGGAUAGCGAUGAAGAGGAUGACUCGUGGAACCUGGAGACUAUGCGCAAGGAAACGGAAGCAGCGAGAGCAAGAAAGGAGGAAGAGCGGUUGGCAGCCUCUUUGGGCAAUGCUACGGUAUCUUGA
Messenger RNA from Plenodomus lingam JN3, 1089 nucleotides. RefSeq lists its product as uncharacterized. NCBI's taxonomy places the organism in Eukaryota, Fungi, Ascomycota, Dothideomycetes, Pleosporales, Leptosphaeriaceae. The record is from RefSeq and is a predicted model, not a curated record. Gene Ontology annotation, biological process: cytoplasmic translation. Gene Ontology annotation, cellular component: cytosol. Gene Ontology annotation, molecular function: metal ion binding; mRNA binding.